Molecule: messenger RNA, 1527 nt
Organism: Ascochyta rabiei
Lineage: Eukaryota; Fungi; Ascomycota; Dothideomycetes; Pleosporales; Didymellaceae
Product: Beta-fructofuranosidase
Exons: 2
Coding region: 1-1527 (508 amino acids)
Biological process (GO): sucrose catabolic process
Cellular component (GO): fungal-type vacuole
Molecular function (GO): sucrose alpha-glucosidase activity
Source: RefSeq, a predicted model, not a curated record
AUGUUUGUUUUGGACGGUAUCUAUCAUCUGUACUACCAGUAUAACCCUACAGCCAACAUAGCAGGCGAACAGCACUGGGGCCACGCCACUAGCAAGGAUUUGUUCACCUGGACCAACCAGCAGAUUGCCCUCUUCCCUGGUUCGGAAGAUGAGGGCAUCUUCUCAGGAUCUGCUGUGGUCGAUAACAACAAUACCUCUGGCAUGUUUGGAAAUCAAAAAAAUGGAGUGGUUGCAAUCUAUACCGUCAACACCCUUCAAAGGCAGACCCAAGACAUCGCCUUCUCUUACGACGGAGGAUACACUUUCGAAAAGUACGAAAACAACCCUGUGCUGGAGCCAGGUGGCACCAACCCCACCCAAUUCAGAGAUCCCAAGGUCUUUUGGUAUGAGCCGACCAACAGUUGGGUGAUGGUGGCGGCUUAUCCUGUCGACUUCGAAAUUGGCAUCUUCUCGAGCCCCAAUUUGAUCGACUGGACACCGACGAGCAACGUCUCGAGAAUUGGUCUGUCCGGCCUUCAGUACGAAUGUCCGAACAUGGUCGAAAUCCGCAUCGACAAUGCCACUGAUGGUCAGCCGGAAUCUCGUUGGGCUAUGAUAAUCUCAAUCAAUCCUGGCGCACCUCUCGGUGGCUCUAUCACACAGUACCUCCUUGGUGAUUUCAACGGAACUCAUUUCGUGCCCGAUGACGCACUUACUAGGCUGACUGAUUUCGGCAAGGAUAAUUACGCAGGCCAGUUCUUCUAUGGUAUUCCGGCGGAUCAGGACCAAAUCAGCAUAGCCUGGGCGAGCAACUGGCAGUAUUCCGGCGUAGUACCGACUGCGGGCGAAGAACUUGGCGAUGGCUUCCGAAGUGCCAUGUCUGUUGCUCGCGGUCAUUACCUGAAGAAUCUGCCUAGGCAAGGUUUGACCAUGGUACAAUAUCCGAUUGGUAUCAAGAGCAUCAUCGAAUCCGAGCUUGCAUCUAAUGGCUCGCUUGGUAAUGGCAGCGUCCUUAUCGACUACUCGCAGGUCGAAUCUGGAGCCUUGUACUUUGAAGCUAAUAUCACCGGUCUCUCCGGUAGCGACUCGCUCGACGGCACCUUGAACUUCACUCUCCUCUCUUCCGUGUCAGGCGAGUCAGUUUCGGGUGGUAUGAUCCUGCCUGGUGAUUCGGUUGUCUGGCUUGAUCGUGGCAAGACAAAUGGCUUCGAUCACCCCCUGUUCACGGAUAAGUUCUCGUACGGAGCGUUGUACGACCCCAACGGGGAUGGCGCUUUCCGCCUGUCUGGCAUUGUCGACAGGUCCAUCAUUGAGCUCUUCUUUAACGGAGGUGAGGCCGCCGCAACAAGCCUCUUCUUUCCAACGAGCCCGCUAGAUACUAUGAUCCUAAGAACAGCUGGCCUAAAUGAGACAGUGACUGCUAGCGUCGCAGUUUGGUCUCUGAAGGCUACAUGGCUUAACCAAGCCGAUUGGAAUGGCACAGUGCUGGGAAAUGUUACGACCAACACAAACUCCACUGCAUCGCGGAGGUCUACGAAGCUCUUCUAG